AUGAUUUCAAGAGAGGUCGAAAAUAAUACAGGUAGCAAUACGACUAUCCUUUCACAACAAUCAACAAGUGCAACAUCAUCAAGUCAGGGUAAUACGAAUUAUUUAUCAAGUAAUACAUCGGCUGCUGGUGACAGUCGACGAAGUGUUCGUCUUUCAGCUAAAUUAACUAAAAGAACAUCAUUAUCAUCAAUUCAAUCAAGUAUCCAUCGAACAAUAUCUGGAGGUGUUACUAAUCCUCAUUCACCAAAAUUAAAUGUUCGUAAACGAGCUUCAGCUAGUACAGAUACUCAAGGUGUAUCGACUACCAGUAAUUCCAUUAGUUAUUCAACUAUUAUAUCUAAUGAUGAUGAUGGUGCUCAUGAUAAUAAUCAUAAAAAUAACGUUUCUCAUCAAGAUCUUCUUCCAUCUGAUCAAUCCGAUGAUGAAGAGAUGCUUAUCGACAAUAAUACAAUCAUUAAAGAAAAAACAACUGGAUUGGCAUCUCGAUCUGAAGUUUUAUCUUACUUUAUAGUUCAAGAUGAUGGGUACAAAUGCAAGUUGUGUAAUAAUGUUUAUCAAUGUCAUAAGAAGAGUGAUGCUAAUUUAAGAAAGCAUUUAGCAAGUUCAUUACAUCAAAUUUCAAAUGUUUUAUAUGCAUCGCAAAUGAAUGAUGAUUCGAAUAUUCAUCCUCCAAUUAUUUCAUCUGAACGAAAACGUGAAUUACACACAGCUGCUGUUAAUUGUAUAUUACGUGAUGGUCUUGCCUUUGGAGUAUUUCGUCAGUCAGGUAUGAAGGAAUUUCUUCAAUUAGCUGUUCCUGGAUACAUUGGUCCACAUCGCAAAACAGUUCGAAGAAAAAUAGCUGAAAUAUAUUCAUCAUACACCACCAAACUCCGUUCUGUUCUUUCAAAAGUUGAUUUUAUUGCACUUACAUGUGACUUGUGGCGAAGCUCAAAACGGAUUCAUUAUAUUAGUCUUACUGGUCAUGUAUUUACGAAAAAAUAUGAAACUGUUCCAAUUGUACUUGGCUGUCGUCGUGUUAUUGGUCGUCAUCUAUCAACAACAAUUGAACGUUAUAUUCAAUUUGAACUACAGCGACUUAAUAUUAGACAAGAACAACUUAUUAGCAUUACCACGGACAAUGGUUCUGAAAUGAAAAAAGCAGCAUCAACAUUGAAGUUUGGCAAUCGUAUUUCUUGCAUGGCCCACAAUCUCAAUUUAGUGGUGAAGCAUGGUGUUUGUCUUUGGCAAGAACCAAAUCCAGAUAAUUUUCCAUUGGAUCUUAAUUCCAAUCCUGACGAUUGGGAAGAUAUUGAUGAUAUUGAUUAUGGUGCGUCUGAUGUUGAUGAAAAUGUAAUUGAAGCAGCUGCAGAUUUUCUUAGUGAUGAAGAUAAAGAUGACAACAAUGAUGAUGCAAAUGAAGGUGGUGGUAGGAGUCGUAAUGUUACUACUGACGAUGAAUUUGAAAGUGAUUCUGAUAGUGAUAUCAGUCUCUCGUCACUUACUAUAAAUGAUAACAAUUUAUCAUCAAUUGAUCAUUAUGAACUGCUCGUAUCAGUAUUCAACUUGAUGAAGAAAACAAGAGCUGGUGUAAAGUUUAUUCGAAAUCAUAAUGAUACUAAUGAAUAUGUAAUUAAACAUAUUGAAUUAAAAAAUAAGGCACAAAAAGAAAAUAUUGGUGGACUUGUGCUUGACAUGGUGAUACGUUGGAACAGUUCUCAUUUACUUCUUUGUCGUUUAUUAUCACAUAAAGAUAUUGUUAAAAAUUUAUUAGUAUAUUUACGGGAUGUUCUUCAACCAUUCCAACAAUCAACAACUGCUCUUUCAGGGCAAUAUUAUCCUACUAUGGCUUCAUCAUUUAUUAUAUGGCGUCUAUUAUCAUAUUUUUUAAAUUCAACGUCAAAUGAUGAACCUGUAGCAUUAGCAUUAAAAGAAAGCCUUCGAUUCCAAUUCAAUAUAUAUUGUGGUAGUAAAUUACCAGCAGGUCAACUUGAAACAAUGCGGAUUGCAGCGUUCUUAGAUCCUACAACUUAUGAAUUACUGGAUGACGACGAUCGAAAAAUAGCUAAAAAGCUUAUUUUCAAAAAGCUUAAAACUUCACCUAAUACCAGCAUUAUUUUACUACAAUCUUCAACACAACCAACAGCAAAUAAGUCAAAUUCUUUAUAUGAACUAGCAGUUUUAUGUGGUCAUUCAUUAUCAGUUCCAUCGUCGACAAUAUCUAAACGAGUUAUGACACUCGAUGAGGAGAUCAGUGGUUACAUCCAAGCAGCACAAUCUGUUACAAGUUUUGAAAACUUUUGGUCAUCUCAUGAAAAAUCUCUACCACGUCUUGCUCGUCUCGUAAGACAAACAAAUAUUUCACCUGCUAGUUCUGUAGCUAGUGAGGCGUUGUUCAGUGUUGCUAGUUUUCUUAAUCGUAAACAACGAUCAGGACUUUCAUCUCGAACUCUUCGGUAUUUACUUGUAUUAAAAAAUCGCCAUUUGCUUGAUACAAUUGAACAAAGUUAUUAA
Molecule: messenger RNA, 2493 nt
Organism: Rotaria sp. Silwood2
Lineage: Eukaryota; Metazoa; Rotifera; Eurotatoria; Philodinida; Philodinidae
Source: the annotation of a GenBank genome assembly